Molecule: messenger RNA, 1523 nt
Organism: Mytilus californianus (California mussel)
Lineage: Eukaryota; Metazoa; Mollusca; Bivalvia; Mytilida; Mytilidae
Exons: 2
Coding region: 27-1523 (498 amino acids)
Source: RefSeq, a predicted model, not a curated record
GUACAAGCGGGGAACACAAAUGGAAUAUGGCGGAGAAUGGGUCGUUUUUACGCUUAAAGUUGAGGUCGCAAAUGCGGCCACAGAUCAGCAAUGAUGUCCAAACAAAUACCAUACAUUUAUCAGAAUCUGCAUCACAAAAAAAAACUGCUGCACAAAGGUCAAAGAAUUACAGGGACAAAAUAAAACAAGACCCUGAAAAAUAUAUUGCAUACUUAGAAAGAGAAAAAGAACGAAAUAGAAAAUGGAGGGAAAAUUGGUCUUCUGAACAAAAAAUCAAUCAGAGGGAAAAAACGAGGUUACGAGUACGUAAAUGGGGAGAAGAAAGAAAACCAGAGGAAAUUGUUAAAUUAAAAAAAAAACCUAAACCAAAAACACGUGCACAAGUAAGUUCAGAAAGAGAAUACUGGCAGAGAAAAAAAGAAGAACAACGAGCAAAGUACUCAAGCCAAAAGAGAAGAAGAAUUAAUGAAAAAAGGCGGUUGCAAUACAAAUUGAAUAAAUCCAAGAGCACAACUGAAAACCUAAUGCCAGCUGAAUCAACAGAAACUCACCAAGGGUAUUCAACAAAGGAAGCAGAAAGAAAGGCUGUGUACAGAGCCUCGUUGCAUCUACCUUCAUCACCUGAAAAGUUUGCAUCUGUAGUUGGGGGGUUGACUGCUAAGGCAACUCCAAGAAAAAGAGAAGCAUUGACCAAACAUGGCCUUUUACUGACACCAACAAAAAAAAGACAUCUUAGGAUAAGCCAAGAAAUAAUCUGCAAGAUGAAAGAUGAUUUGCAUAAAACCAGAAAACAUCGCACUAAGGAGGUUUUAAAGAAAAGAAGACUUUUAACUAGCUUCAUACUUAAAGAUGCUGAAAAGAGAAAGGCUGGCAUUUCUUGGAAAUUUGCAGUUAAAUGUUCAAAACUUAAAGAUGUAUGGGAAGAAGAUUCUGAAACACCAAAAAGAAGUGAUGCUUUGACAGAAGAUACAAUUGACAAGAUAGAAAAAUUCUACAAAGAUUUUGACACUGUAUGUCUGCCGGAUAAAAAACAGGCAUCAUUGAAAUCUGAAGAACCAAAAAGAAUCUUGCAGAGCAGUUUAAGGGACAACUACAAUGAAUUCCUUAAAGAAAACCAAGAAUGUACAUUAAAUUUUUCCAAGUUCACUGCACUAAGACCCAAGACUGUACAGACUAUGAGUAAAUCUAUUUUUAACAAUUGUCUUUGUGAGUAUUGUACAAAUAUUCAAUAUAAAGUAAAGGCACUAAAUAUUAAAGGAAUUAACACCAGAUAUGACUUGUUAGCAAGAACUGUAUGCCAAAAACCAGAAGGAUCUAGAUAUUACAAAAUUGAAUGUUUUAAAAGGUUAUGCAAAUUAUGUGGGGUAGAUAAGUUUAUUUCCCAGUUAGACUUGAACAAAAGGCAUAUUAUACAAUGGUAUAAAUGGGAAACGCAGACGUAUAUGCAUGCAAAUGAAAAAAAAUCAAAGAAGGUUCUAAGUUUAAAGAAAGAGAGUGAACUUCACUUGAAUUCAGACAUGUGA